Carica papaya (papaya) is the source of this 914-nucleotide messenger RNA. The record is from RefSeq and is a predicted model, not a curated record. Lineage: Eukaryota; Viridiplantae; Streptophyta; Magnoliopsida; Brassicales; Caricaceae.
UACCAAAAAUGGACAGGAUUAAACCGGUUUACACUAAGCAAAAAAGCUCAAUGCCAACUACACCGGCGGCGACGCCGGGAGCACCGUCUUCGCCGAUGAUUUCUCCAAUGCCACGGAGGCACGUGCGGUCAGGAUCAGUGGCCGGAGGGUCGAGCGUGAGGAAAGCGCAGACAAAGGCGGCGGCUCAGAGGCUUGCUGCCGUAAUGGCGCAUAAACCGACCGAUGAAGACGUCGAUGAGGAUGACCUCUCCUUCGAUUAUAAUGCCACCGGCACGGCGGGUAUUGGACUCGCCGGUGGGCGAGCAGUGCGACCUCGCUCCCCUGUGACGAGAACAACACCAGCAAGGCGUCAGCAAGUGACAUCUCAACAACUGGCUGAUGAGGAUGUUGAAGAUGAUGACCUUUCAUAUGAUUAUAGUCAAGCAAGACCAAGUAUUGGGCUUGCUAGCGGACGGGGAACCCGAUCUCCCUCUCCUAUGAACAAAACCAUCCCUCAAAGGCGUCAGCAAGUAACAUCUCAAAAACGGGCAGAUGACGAUAGUGAAGAUGAUGACCUUUCAUAUGAUUUUAACACAGUGACUAGCACACCAAGUAUUGGGCUUGCUGGUGGAAGAGCAAUGCGAUCCCAUUCUCCUAUGACCAAAACCCCUUCAAGGCGUCACCAGAUAACAGCUCAACAAUUAGCUGAUGAAGAUGUUGAAGAUGAUGACCUUUCAUAUGAUCAUAGCUCAGCGGUUGCCACACCGAGCAUCGGGCUUGCUGGUGGGAAGGCGAUACGACCUCGCUCUCCUAUGGACAAGUCGAUCAUCUCAGUCAUUAAUUCCAUGGAUCAACUCCCUUCUGCUCGUUCCAUAACAGCAAGCCGCCCGAUCAAGACAGUCUCCAUGGUGCGUGCAACAGUACUAUAUCACUAA